UCACAGCCCUGCCCCGUUAUUGGGAGGGUACUUCUGUCAGGGUCUGCCGGAUGGGGUGUCAGCAGUAAUGUGCAGAGGGUAGACUGAUACCUGUUGAAAGCUUUGGGCGCAGUGUGUGAGCGAGACAGAUACAAAAAAAAACGAGAGAGAGAGACAGAAACAGAGAGGAGGAGAAAUAGAAAGAAACAACAGGGAGGGAGAGGGAGAGAAACAUACAGACAGACAGAGAGAGAGGGAGGGAGGGAGUCUGGGGAAUGUGAGGAAAUGACGAGGAGGAAGCGGCUGGAAGCUGGCACUAGGACCGGCUCCAGCGCUGGGGCUGUGGCCGUGUCGCUGCUGCCGCUGCGGGGAGAGAUCGUGGCGAUGCCCCCGGCCCCUCGCCGCUUGCUGCAGACGAGCUGAUCGGAACCUCAGCGGGAGCCACCAGUCUGUCUCGUGAGUGUCUGCUCACAUAACCUGAGGGAACAACCAUGGAGAAUGUAGCAAAAGAUGAUUACAAGAUCCAGUCAUUUGAUGCGGAUACACAGCAGCUGCUGAAAACUGCGCUAAAGGAACCUGGUUCAGUCGACCUGGAGAAAGUGGCCUCAGUGAUAGUCGAACAGUCUAUGAAGGACCUGGUGUUCAGUAAAGAGGCUGGCAGGAUCUGCUACACCAUAGUGCAGGCUGAGAACAAGCAGAGUGGGAACAGCAACUUCCGACGUAACAUUCUGAUCCGACUGCAGCAAGAAUUCCUGGUGAAGGAGCAACUCCGAGAGCAUUCCGUGAAUGAAUGGGUCUGUCUGGUUACUUUCAUCUGCAACAUUUUCGACUACCUGAAGGUAAAUAACAUGCCCAUGAUGGCCCUGGUUAACCCUGUGUAUGACUGUCUGAUGCGUCUCGCUCAGUCUGACUCACUGCAGAAUGAAGACGAGGUGGACUGCCUUGUGCUGCAGCUACAUCGUAUUGGGGAACAGCUCCAGAGGAUGAACACCCAGCGGAUGGACGAUCUCUUCUGCCAGUUGCGAGAUGGUUUCCUGCUGCAGCGUCAGCCUUCCUCACUGUCUCGCCUGCUGCUGCUGGAGAUUAUCGAGUUCCGUGCUGGUGGCUGGAAGAUGUCGGAGAAUGCUCAGAAAUAUUACUACAGCGAGGUGGCAGACUGAGAGAGCGAGAGAGAGAGAGAGGCUGUACAUAGGGGAGGACCAGGAGUAAGAUGGAGCCAAGCUUUUUGUGCUAAUUGAAAUCUAGCGAUGAUUUUUAACGGUCACUGAUGUGUGUGAGAUUGACCAGCUGAGGGCACAGAUGAUUCACAUUCCCAAUUGCUCAGCCAGGAACACUUUUUGAUAGGACGGACCUCUGAGAAUGUGGGAGCUGGUCGUUGGGCAGGACGUGGAGUAGGUGGUUUGAUGCCAGUCUGACCCAUCUAUGCUGAUGCCCAAAGAAAACUUUUUAUAAAUUUUAAUACUUGAGGCUUGUGGCCUCCCUCCUUUAGUGGUGACUGUGGGCACACAGGUUCUGUGGUGUUAUAGUGCCAACAUCAGCAGUGCCUGCUGCAGUACUUACACCAUGAGGUAUAGAAACCUGUGAAAUCCCAGCACUGAAUGAGAGAUCCCCAGUUCCUGAGAGGAUUGGUUGUUGGAGGGGGCAAGUGGGUGCAGUCACGUUGUUCAUGUUUGUAAUAAUGAGCUAGUGGAGCAACACAGUGAAAGUUCUUCAUUCUUGUCCUUCCAAUGACUUUGUAAAUCUUUCUCCAGCUCACCCCCACCUCCCCGCCCUCACCAUUGUGCCCUCAAUCCUUGGUUUGAAUGCGAGAAGCCAACCAUAGCCCCUGACCCAGCAGCUGGUUUCUGCCCAGGAGUGGUAUCUGAGUGGCAUGUGAAUGUUGCAGUGUAGACAACGGGUGUGAUUGGUUGCCUACUACCUAGAAUGACUUGCCAGUGUGGCUGCUGCUACUGAAGUUGCUUCAUUUGUCACAGUUGAUUGGUUUUGAGGAGUUUAGUCACAAUAAAGGGGCCUGUUUGAUUUUGACACCUUGCUAAUUCUUCAUUGAAUUAUCAGGAGAUUAAAGCCCAAUCUGAGGGAAAGGAGACUAUUCCACCUUUCAAGCAUGCCAGCCAUUCCAGUUGAUUCUGGUGGAUUUACACCUUGAGGUCAUCAUCUUACUUUGGUUCCUUAAUCCAAAUGCUAGAAAAAUCUGUCAGUUGCUGCUUUGAAAUGUUUCAGUUGGCAGCUCUUUUGCAAGUUCCAGAUCAGAGACGCUUCUUGACAUCAGCCCUAAGGAGCCUGACACCAGUUGGAGGAAUUAUGCCCCCUGUUCUGGACCUGCCCUCCCCACCAGAGGGAACGGCUCCUCUCUCUCCUAACCCCAUUGAACCUUCAUAAAUAAGUUCUGAGCCUCACCGUGCUCACACAGCUGCUGACCAAAGGAGGCGCCAGUUCUCCACAUUCACAAUGUGUUUCCUCAACACUGUUGUGAGGCUGGGUGGUGAGUGGUGUGGUUGAUAGCAUGGGAUGUUCUGCCUGUCCUGUCUCCCAUUACUUCUGCAAUUCAACACAGUCAGGCCUUAAUGCACCAUACGUGCGCACUUUCUCUCUCUUUCUCCCCCAUCUCGCUGGGACCCUGUCUCUCUUUACCCCAUCUCUCUCUUGUCUCUCCUCUCACCUGUUUCUCUCUCCCGUCUCUCUAUAGUCCUCUGUGCUGCUGUCUCUCUCUUUCUCUCCCUCAUGAAGAAGUUCAUACCUAACUCCCUGCUCUUCCAGUGACUCUGGUUUCUGGGCUGUUCUGGUUCCAGAGUCAGGGCCCUCCCUCUGGUACCUCACUAACCUGGACCACUGAGGAUGAACUACAACAAGACCCUCGUAAAUGUGGCACACUGCAUUCCUGCCCUUGUCCAGAGAGCUAGUACAAUCCCAUCAGAGAGGGUCUGGCACUUUGGUUUAGUCCCCAAACCAACCAUAGCUCCGUGGUGGUGUAGUGCUUAGUUUGAAGUUGGCUAUCACUGCAAAGCCUCAGAAUCAAGGCCAGGCUGUUCCGGAAUGUCUGACAGCUGGACCUGUCCCUUGCUCAGCUGUGCUGCUGUCAAACAGGAUAGAGACACCCAAAUCACCAACAGUAAAGAUCAGCAAUACAUAGCUAGAGGAGAGAGAGGAAGUUCACUGUCAGGCAUGGGCAAUGGCAGAGAGCUGUCAUCUACAUGCAGUGCUGUGGGCUGGUGCUGGCUCUGACAUUGGCAUCUGGAACAACACGGCACAGUGGUGCCUGUGCAUGGUUAACAAUAAACUCAUGUGCCCCACAUGGUUGCAGAUUCCUGUCGAAAUUCCUAUUUUUCAGUUCAUUAGUAGAAACAGCAAGAUCCCACAAACUCCACUCAGGCAGUUAAUCUGCUUAAGUGAUGUCACUUAGGAUAAAUAUUGGAGCUAACAUGAGAGACAGUUCCUAACCUCUUGUUCAAUAUGGUGCAGUGGCAUCAGUAUUGACCCUCUGACAAUAUGGUGCUCCCUUGGUGCUGACCCUCUAUCUCCAUCAGACACUCCCAGGACAGGUACAGCACACGGUUAGAUGCAGAGUAAAGCUCCUUGUAUGCUGUCAUCAUGAAACACUCCCAAGACAGGGGCCGCAUGGGUUUGAUACAGAGUGAAGCUCUCUCUCUACUUUUAUAAAGAUAAAGUAAAGCUGUUUCUACACAGUCACAUCAAACUCCGAGGACAGGUACAACAUGGGUUAUCUGCACAGUGAAGCUGCCUCUACUCUAUUAAAAUGAAAUUAAAGCUCUCUCUACUUCAUUAAAUCAAAAGUAAAGCUUGACAUUGUUCCUAUUCCCAGGACAGAUACAGCAGAGCUGGAUAUGGAAUGAAGUUACCUUUACAUUGUUGUAUAAAACAGGCAGAGUAUUACAUUUAAUUUAGUCGCCAUUGUUAUUCACAGUAAUUUAUUAAACAUCCAGCUUCCUGUUUCAAGCGUU
Molecule: messenger RNA, 3938 nt
Organism: Stegostoma tigrinum
Lineage: Eukaryota; Metazoa; Chordata; Chondrichthyes; Orectolobiformes; Stegostomatidae
Gene: mif4gdb
Product: MIF4G domain containing b
Exons: 6
Coding region: 471-1139 (222 amino acids)
Biological process (GO): regulation of translational initiation
Cellular component (GO): cytosol
Molecular function (GO): protein binding; translation activator activity; RNA binding
Source: RefSeq, a predicted model, not a curated record